AUGGAUGAAAAGAAUGAUGUCGUGUUUGAAGAUUACUUUCCAUCUAUGGUAGAGAGAAUAGGUGCUGAUCGAUUCAUCGCAGAGCUCUGUCAAGGGUUCUGUUUGCUAAUGGAUCAUGCUAAGGGUCUUAUCACAUUCGAGAGCCUGAAGAGAAGCGCUUCUCUUUUGGGAGUCCAUGACUUGGAAGACGACGAUCUCUUUUGCAUGUUAAAGGAAGGAGAUUUAGAUGGUGAUGGGGCACUGAGCCAGAGGGAGUUUUGUGUUCUCAUGUGCACAUUGAGCUUCGGUUUCAUGAACGGCUCAAGAAAGUUGCUGCUGGAAGAAACCAUUUCAAAUGUGUUUUAG
Nelumbo nucifera (sacred lotus) is the source of this 345-nucleotide messenger RNA. Lineage: Eukaryota; Viridiplantae; Streptophyta; Magnoliopsida; Proteales; Nelumbonaceae. The record is from RefSeq and is a predicted model, not a curated record.